GACCGGUAGGACCCACACCCAUCCAACGCAGAAGCAAAACGCCCCCAAUCUCCGCGCCGCCGCCGUCCCCGUCGUCCUCCGCCGUUGCAGCCGCGGCCUCCUCGUCGCCUACCGACCGCGCCCUUCCUCGCCACCACCGGUCCACCGGAGGCGCCGCCAUGUCUCAGAACAACCCCUCCCAGCUCCUCCCCUCAGAGCUGAUCGACCGGUGCAUUGGGUCCAAGAUCUGGGUCAUCAUGAAGGGGGACAAGGAGCUCGUCGGAACCCUCUGCGGCUUCGAUGUCUACGUCAACAUGGUGCUGGAGGACGUCACCGAGUAUGAAUACACGGCUGAAGGGCGUCGCAUUACAAAACUUGACCAAAUCCUCCUGAAUGGCAACAACAUAGCCAUUUUGGUUCCUGGUGGUUCACCGCCUGAUGUGUAAUGACCUCGCGCUCCCCUGUGUAACCAUUUGAGGCGAAGGCAGAUUUGUGAACUCUGCACCUUAUGUUGGUCAAUCACUGAAUGUUUUCUCAGCUCAAUGUGUUUCUCCUAUUCGUGAUUGUACCAAAGUUUAUUAGCAACUCUGUCAACAUGGAAGCUCCCUCUUCUGUAUUGAACUUACUGACCUGAAGUAGCAUAGCUGUGCUUAAAUGAUUGUCUAUGCAAAUUCUGAUGUGUCUCUGGGCCCUGGCAUUUGUUAAUGCCCAUCAUGUUAGUCAUCGU
This is a messenger RNA of Setaria italica (foxtail millet), 706 nucleotides long. RefSeq names its product sm-like protein LSM5. The transcript has 4 exons. Gene Ontology annotation, molecular function: RNA binding. Gene Ontology annotation, biological process: mRNA splicing, via spliceosome. Gene Ontology annotation, cellular component: U6 snRNP; Lsm1-7-Pat1 complex; U4/U6 x U5 tri-snRNP complex. Lineage: Eukaryota; Viridiplantae; Streptophyta; Magnoliopsida; Poales; Poaceae. Bases 159 to 425 code for a protein of 88 amino acids. The record is from RefSeq and is a predicted model, not a curated record.